UACCCGCACCACCAUUCGCGGCCGCGGCUGUCAAUCACCGGGUCCCGGACUGUGAUUACCUGCCGGCGCCCAGUGAUUAUCGAGGAUCUUCAACGGGGAGGAGGGCUGCUUUGUAUACUAACAGUCGUCCUCCCUGUCCGCUCGGGCACACUGCUUUGGAUGGCUAGCAGUGUGCUUACAGUGAAGCACCAACACACCGCCCCACGGGAAAACACUCCCAGCACACAGUUAACCCUUUGAUCGCCCCUUAUGUUAACCCCUUCCUGCCCAGUACCAUUAGUACAGUGUCAGUGCUUUUUUUUUAGCACUUAUCACUGUAUUGGUGUCACUGGGGAUGUAGCUGA
Molecule: messenger RNA, 344 nt
Organism: Staurois parvus
Lineage: Eukaryota; Metazoa; Chordata; Amphibia; Anura; Ranidae
Source: the annotation of a GenBank genome assembly